AUGAACAACUUGGGAUCAUUAAAGCAAAGGGGAGAUCGAGAGAUAAACCAGAUUCAACAAGAUGAUGGAAAGGGCUAUUUUCCAUUUCCAAUAUUUUGGAUGCCCUACAAAUCUGAGGAAAUGGAACAUGAGGUGGACUAUAGUGGUCCAAAACAAAGUACGAAAUCCAUCAAGCUGCCCGACAAUGGAGACAACUUCAAAGUGAAUGGUGAACAUACUAUUGGCAAUGCUUCUUCAAGGACGAAGGAGAGUCCAGGUAAUAACAAAGCAAAAGAAAUCAAUGUUUUUAUGAAAGAUUCUCCUGACAAAGGAGACAAGAAAUGCCCCGACGGACGUGAUAAAAAGAAGUCCCACUCUCAUCCGAAAGCAUCCAAUUGCCUUCUUUUUGUUUGCGAGUUGACCCAUUGCCAAGAAAAAAACACUAAUGGAAGCUCAAGGUCUCCUAGUCCUCUGAGUGACAAAGUGAAGUUGAAUUUGUCAUCUAAUAAAGUAAACAUCAUCUCCAGUUCAACAGAAAUUGAGAAAAAUGUGAUCGAUGACAACAAGUCCAAGAACAAGACAACCAACAAAAAGACUAUUCAUGUUAUGGAAGGGAAAAUUGAGUACCGAACUGAUGAAAGAUCCAGAGGAAAAGUGCUAUACGGAAUGCACCAGAGCUAA
Molecule: messenger RNA, 660 nt
Organism: Fraxinus pennsylvanica
Lineage: Eukaryota; Viridiplantae; Streptophyta; Magnoliopsida; Lamiales; Oleaceae
Source: the annotation of a GenBank genome assembly